Schistocerca nitens (vagrant locust) is the source of this 645-nucleotide messenger RNA. RefSeq lists its product as uncharacterized. The record is from RefSeq and is a predicted model, not a curated record. The transcript has a single exon. Gene Ontology annotation, biological process: sensory perception of taste. Gene Ontology annotation, cellular component: membrane; neuronal cell body; axon. Lineage: Eukaryota; Metazoa; Arthropoda; Insecta; Orthoptera; Acrididae. The coding region runs from base 1 to 645 and encodes 214 amino acids.
AUGCUGACUUCUCAAUUCGUCUGUUCAGUGCUGGAGCUGUGGUCACGCUUCAGAACACUGAACGGUCAGCUGCUGGAGUCGUUGUCAUGUGUGGGACGGCCAGGGUUGUCUCAGCUGCUACUGGGCUGGCCGAAGAGAGGAAAUGGUGGAGAUCUGUCUGCGCGGCUGCGGCGGCUGCAGCACGUCCACCUGGUGCUGCAGCGUGCAGCAGAGCUGCUGCAGGCGCACGUGUCACCAGCAGUCACUUUCCACCUGAUGUACAGUGUUGUCGGCAUCAUUUAUGGUAGUUACGAGCUGCUCGUAGUGUCGGUGGCACAAAAUCGGGCAGAACGUAUGAUAAUCUCUCCAUCCACGAGUUACUCUUUGUGUUGGCUGGUUCACCAUUUGUUCGACCUGGUUGCACUGACGGUGUCUUGUUCCAUACUGGAGGACGAAGAGGUGCAGGCAUCGGUGCUGCUCCGCCGAGCUGUGGGAAUUGAAGAAACGGUUCCUCAGGUGGAGGCCUUCUUACGGCAGAUAAAGCGUGGACCGCCAAUAUGUUUCACUGCAUCUGGACUGCUGCCCAUUGACAGAAGGCUGUUGGUGUCUGCUGUUUCUGCUGCCACCACAUACCUAAUUGUACUGGGUCAGUUUGGUCUUCGCUGA